Molecule: messenger RNA, 793 nt
Organism: Bradysia coprophila
Lineage: Eukaryota; Metazoa; Arthropoda; Insecta; Diptera; Sciaridae
Product: coiled-coil domain-containing protein 25
Source: RefSeq, a predicted model, not a curated record
AAACUCUGAGGUUCAUCGAGUUCAUCACAAUUUUUUGACAUAUCGGCAGCGGUUCGCACAAGUCACUCGUGUAUUUGCAGAUUUGAAUGUUUACGUUGCAAGCAACCGGAUAAAUUGAAAAUGGUUUUCUAUUUUGUCAGUAAUGUGGUGUCGCCCGCAUUUACCUUGUUCAUGGGAGCGGAAAAGCACGAAAACGAAGAGCUAAUCAGAUGGGGUUGGCCCGAAGACGUCUGGUUCCAUGUCGAUAAAGUGUCAUCAGCCCAUGUCUAUUUGAGAUUGCAACCGGGCCAAACUAUAGAGGACGUUCCAUUUGCAGUUAUUGAAGAUGCAGCCCAAUUGGUCAAAGCGAAUAGCAUCAACGGCAACAAAAUGAACAACGUCGAUGUCGUGUACACCAUGUGGGAGAAUUUGAAGAAAACACCGUCCAUGGAUGUGGGGCAAGUGUCAUUCCAUCGUGAAAAGGACGUGAUGAAGAUACGGGUUGAGAAGAGAAUCAACGAAGUGGUCAAUCGAUUGAAUAAAACUAAGAUUGAAUCGCAUCCAGAUUUCCGUGCUGAACGGGAAAAGCGCGAUGCAUCUGAACGAUCCGAUCAAAAGAAAUUGUUGCGAGAUCGAAAGGAACAGGAGAAGCUUCAACAGAAGCAGAAAAUGGAGGAGGCCGAGUUGCGAUCUUACUCAAGUCUGAUGGCCGCCGACAAAAUGACAUCGAAUAAAGAUGAUGGUAACGAUUCUGAUGAGUUCAUGUAAUGAUUGUAACUAACGGAUGUACAUUCAAUUAUAAAACUAUUUCGUA